This is a messenger RNA of Drechmeria coniospora, 1293 nucleotides long. RefSeq lists its product as uncharacterized. The transcript has 2 exons. The coding region runs from base 1 to 1293 and encodes 430 amino acids. The record is from RefSeq and is a predicted model, not a curated record. NCBI's taxonomy places the organism in Eukaryota, Fungi, Ascomycota, Sordariomycetes, Hypocreales, Ophiocordycipitaceae.
AUGGAACAGUCCACCGUACCCCGCAUCGCCGUCAGCAAAGUCGCAUCCGGUGCUGCCUUCACUACCAUGGUUGCGAGCUCAUUCUGCGUGGCAAGUAGCGGUCGCGACGACGCUAAUGCAAGAGCUCGCCCUCUCGCUCCCAACCUCCUCCCCGUCCUCCGCACCUCCUCGGCCUGUCGUGCCGCAGUGCCCGGCCCGUCGCCAGUCGACGAGCGCGACACGGACGCACGAGAACGGGGCUCUGGUGACGUCUCCGCCGAUGCAAUGCAUGCACUUAUAUAUCACCAUGCCGGGCGCCGUCGCCAUUCAUGCCCACCCUGCUUGCUUGGCCUCCCCAUUCGGCUCACGCUCCUCUCGAUCCCUUCUCGUCUCCCGGAGCCGCCUCGCGACCAGGCCGACUCCACCAUGGCCACGACGACCAGCAACGCAGCCGUCGGCUUUCCCGACCGCGCCGUGCCCAUGCGCGUCAUCGUCUGCGGCCUCCACCGGACGGGCACCAUGAGCACGCGGACGGCGCUCCGGCAGCUCGGCUUCCACGACUGCUACCACAUGGCCACGGUGCUCGAGAACAUCGACGACGACCCGCAGCAGUGGGUGCGCGCCUUCGAGGCCAAGUACGAGGGCAAGGGCUCCUUCACGAGGCAGGACUGGGAUCGGCUGAUGGGCCGGUCCCAGUCCUGCUGCGAUCUACCGAGCGCCCUCUUCAGCUGCGAGCUCGCCGAAAUGUACCCCGACGCCAAGGUCGUCAUCCUCAACCGAGAGGCGGACAAGUGGUACGAGAGCGCGCUCGCGAGCGUGGCCAUGUCGAUUCGGCCGAGCGGCAUCGUCAACAUCCUCAAGCGGCUCUACGUCGUCCUUCUCGACCCGCAGACGCGUAACUGGAUGCGUCUCAGCCGGGUCAUGACUCGGCUCGCGAUGCCCUUUGACCACGCCGCCGAGCGCGACAAGGCCAUCGCCUGGUUCAACGAGCGCUACGCCGAGUUUCGCGACAGGAUCCCCGCCGAGCGCCGCAUCGAAUACUCGGUCCAGGAUGGCUGGGCGCCGCUGUGCGCCCAUCUCGGCGUGCCCGUGCCGACGGUCAUGGACGAGACGACGGGCGAGAUGGUCGAGGCGCCAUUUCCGCGCGUCAACGACCGGGCGACGUUCCAGGCCAACGCCAAGAGGCGACGUUCGAGGGCCAUUGCGCGGGCCAACGAGAACGUCAUCAACCAGGUCGGGCGCGUGUGCGCGGCUGCCUGUGUCGGAUACGGCAUCUACCUGGCCUGGAGGAUGCGUCUUGGCGGCCGGUCGUGA